Molecule: messenger RNA, 588 nt
Organism: Candidula unifasciata
Lineage: Eukaryota; Metazoa; Mollusca; Gastropoda; Stylommatophora; Geomitridae
Source: the annotation of a GenBank genome assembly
AUGCUGCACAAAAGUCCAAGAGAUAAGUUCGUUCUCACAGGAAACGUCCAGGCGCUGUGUGACACAGAGACUGAUGGUGGAGGUUGGGUCAUUAUACAGAGACGUGUGCGAGGAGAUGUAGACUUCUAUAGAGGCUGGGAUGAUUACAAGAGAGGGUUUGGAACCCCAGACACCGACUUCUGGAUUGGAAAUGACAUUAUUCACAACCUCACCUCACAGGGCUACAACGAACUCCGGAUUGACUUUAUCUAUAAUGGGAUCGAGCGCUUUGCCCACUACACCAACUUCAAUCUGAUCGAUGAGUUAUCUGGAUACAUCAUCACGAUUGGUGGAUUUUCCGGAAACGUCUUUGACAGCAUGAGCUAUCAUAACGGCAACAAAUUCAGCACUUUUGACCGGGAUAAUGACCCUAGCGAUCACAACUGUGCCGUGAACAACCACGGGGCUUGGUGGUACAACAGUUGUUACAUGGCCAAUUUGAAUGGGACCUGGGGAGUGAGCAACAACACGGGUAUUUCUUGGCAUUUUACAUAUUAUGAUAAAUGGACCAAUCUAUCGUUUACAGAGAUGAAAAUUAGGCUUCUUUAG